UGGGGCGGGGGGCGGCGGUACCGGGAUGCGGGAGCUGCUGCACCUGCCCCCCGCCCGUGGGGCCGGUCCGGAGUGGGCCGGACACGUGGCGGGGGUGGCCGGUCCCGUGAGCACACUGGGACCGAACGGAAGCCGUUCACGGGGGGCAGCGGGGGCCGUUUCGGGGCGUCGGGGCUGGCGGAGAUGGGCGCACACUGGAUCCACGGCCCCUCGCCGGGAAAUCCCGUGUUCUGCCUGGCCUCCCGCUACGGCCUGCUGGGCCCGGAGGCCGCCCGGGAGGAGAACCAGCAGGUGGAGGCGGGGGGCCACCCCCCGCUGCCGUCCGUCACCUACGGCAGCUCGGGGAAGGUGCUGAAUCCCAAGGCAGUGCGCGAAGCCCGCGACCUCUUCUACGCCCUCCUGGCCUCCACCCGCGCUUUCCAGGGCUCCAAGGAGCCGCCGUGGCCCAGCGUGGGCCAGUACGUGCGGGCAGAGAUCGCCCGGACGGUCCCCACCAUGGCGGGGGGGCAGGAGGAUGCACGGCGGCUGCAGCUGGCCGUGCUCGCCGCCUGCCUCAAGCUGGAGUGCUGCAUCAGCGGGACCCACAGCAUGGACCUGGUGGGGCUGGAGCCCUUCGGGGAGUACGUGUCGCUGCCCGGCCUGGACUGCACCUUCCCAGGUGGCUACAGCAGCUUGGCCGAGCGCCUGCUCUCGGAUCUGCCCGAGGGCACCGUCCUGUUCAACAAGGCGGUGAGGACCAUCCACUGGCAAGGGUCCUUCCGUGAGGAAGGCAGCGAUGGCAGCAGGGUUUUCCCAGUCCAGGUGGAGUGCGAGGAUGGAGAUGUCUUCCUUGCUGACCACGUCAUCAUCACUGUUCCGCUGGGUUUCCUCAAGGAACGCCAACAGGAAUUCUUCCAGCCCCCCCUUCCCGAGCGGAAAGCACAGGCCGUUCGCAACCUGGGCUUUGGCACCAACAACAAGAUCUUCCUGGAGUUCGAGCAGCCUUUCUGGGAGCCCGAGCAGCAGCUCCUGGAAGUGGUGUGGGAGGACGAGUCGCCCCUGGAGGAGCCCGACGCUGACCUGGAGGCCAACUGGUUCAAGAAGCUCAUCGGAUUCGUGGUGCUGCAGCCGCCAGAGCAGCACGGGCACGUCCUCUGCGGCUUUAUCGCGGGGAAGGAGUCGGAGCACAUGGAGACGCUGAGCGACGCCGAGGUGCUCAGCGCCAUGACCCACGUCCUGCGCACGAUGACAGGGAAUCCGAACCUGCCCGCGCCCAGGAGCGUGCUCCGCUCCCGCUGGCACAGCGCUCCCUACACGCGCGGCUCCUACAGCUACGUGGCCGUCGGCAGCUCGGGGGACGACAUCGAUGUGCUCGCACAGCCGCUGCCCGAGGACCCCCGGGACCCCCGGCCCCUGCAGCUCCUCUUCGCCGGCGAGGCCACGCACCGCACCUUCUACUCCACCACCCACGGGGCGCUGCUGUCGGGGUGGCGAGAGGCCGAGCGGCUCAACCAGCUCUUCGAGGCGCCCGUCCCCGCGCCUCAGUCCUGAGGCGGCAAAAUAAACCGCGGUGCUUUGCC
This is a messenger RNA of Serinus canaria (Common canary), 1559 nucleotides long. It is a transcript of the gene PAOX, whose product is annotated as polyamine oxidase. The record is from RefSeq and is a predicted model, not a curated record. The transcript is spliced from 7 exons. Bases 184 to 1530 code for a protein of 448 amino acids. Gene Ontology annotation, molecular function: polyamine oxidase activity. NCBI's taxonomy places the organism in Eukaryota, Metazoa, Chordata, Aves, Passeriformes, Fringillidae.